This is a messenger RNA of Megalopta genalis, 2562 nucleotides long. Lineage: Eukaryota; Metazoa; Arthropoda; Insecta; Hymenoptera; Halictidae. The record is from RefSeq and is a predicted model, not a curated record.
GUACAUAUCUAGCACAUCGCAUACAUAUAUUUCCAUGUGUAGCGCGUGGUGUAAUGUAUAGUAUGAAUCUAUGUACAUACAUUGUACAUGCAUUUAUAUAUGUACAUACAAGAAGCAGGACAGGACGUUACAGGAAAACAUAACCUUGAAAUUGUCAUCUUUACCUGUGAAAUAUGUAAGACAUUUUUCUGUUUUGCAAUUGGAUAAAGGUAGUAAAAAUGGCAGGAAGUAUGAGACAAUUAGAAGAGCGACAACUUUCAGCUGAAGUAACAAAAAUGCAAUGGUCACCAAAAAUGGAUCUUCUAGCAAUUGCAAAUAUGAAAGGAGAAGUUACUCUUUAUAGACUGACUUGGCAAAGGGCAUGGCUAUUAAGUCCUCAUGAAGAAACCGAUACUAUAGUAAAUUUAGCAUGGAGACCAGAUGGAAAACUUUUGGCUGUUUCCUAUGAGAACUCUAAAGUUGUGUGUCUUGUAGACAUAGAAAAUAAAAAUAUUAUAAAUAAAACCAAAUUGAAUUUUCACAAUGAGAUCACAUGCAUGACAUGGUUACCUCUAACAAAUCUGAUAAAUGAUACUUUAUCAAGUGGAAGCAAAGCAAGUAUGCUACCAGCUGGAGAAUAUCUUCCACCCUUACCAAGUUUAAAUAGAAGCUUUGGUCAAGAACCUGAGCGCAAAGAAUUCUUAUUCCAACCCUUAGAUAUACUUUUUCUUGGUCUGGAUGAUGGAAAUGUUACAAUGUAUGUAUUUGGAAUGUUCUACUGUGGCACAAUUCUAAUAGGUCAUGGUCCGAUAUUGGAAAUCAGUGGUGGAUCUGAUAAGCCGAUGUGGAUUACAUGGAAAGACAGCAGUGGCAUUAAAGUCAACAGAUUAAAGUGUCCAUUGCUGGAACAGAACAUAGCAUUCUUAAAGGUAGCACAAGCUCAAGCUAACAUAGAAUAUCUGAUGGAUUACCUUUCGCGAACAUUAAUGGCCAUCUCUGAAGCAUGGGAGACAAUUCUCUUAGAAAUGGAUGAAAAACUAGCACGAUACGCUGAAACAAAUCCACCUGGCGGAGUUGCUGCAGAUUUCUUAGAACUUUUAAUGAUCGGCAUACCAACGCCAAAUCUGGAAAAUUUUCUACUGCGAGAUCUCACUGAAAAAGGCUUGAAAAAUCUAGGACAUAGCAUUGAAAUGUGCUAUAGUAAUAUACAGAAAUUAGUCUUAAAGAACUUAACAAGUGUUGGAAUGGCGUUGGUAUAUCAGUUGGCUGAAAUGAAAGGUAUGGUGAGACUAGGUGGGUCCUAUGAACUAUUGGGAUUAACAGAUGAAAAUGUGAUAACAAAUGCUCUGCACGCUUCAGAAGCUUUUCUAGCAAAAUCGUCAGAAAUACAACAAGUAAUAGAUCACAGUAUGAGGGACUAUAAAGCAUUCUUUAGAUGGUUGUACGUGGUAAUUUUAAGGCUAACGGACGAAAGAAUACCACCCGAAGUAAGUCGAGUUAGUCAACAAGAAUUGACAUUCAUAGCCGAAUUUUUGCGUGGCUUUGAUAAGACUGAGCCAGGUGUUGGAGGUAGAAAAGGUGUGAAUUUAGAAAAAUUAGGCCAAUAUCUACGACGCGAAAAUUUACAGACAUGUUUAACUCCUGAGGGAAGCGAAUGGGCAUCUAUGCUCGAUGAAAAUCAUUGCCUUCGUGACCAUCCGCUUAUCGUGAAGCAAGAUCUGAAUUUUUCAUUACUACAAUCUCAUGCAAAAUUAAUUACCGCUAUACAUAAUGUCUUCGGAGAGGCUUAUCAAGGUUUGGUGGAGCAUUUUACUGUCUCAAGUAUUUCAUUGGCUCCGUCUAUAGCAUUCACAUCUUCCCAAAUUGUAACAAACAAUGAUGGCUUGUUAGUGGCAACUUGUGACAUUGAUCACAAAAUAUUACGAUUGUUCAAAGUUGAGUCUUCAUCUACAGAGACUUCAUCUGUUUCGCUCAACUUUAGAAUGGGUACGAUAGACGUGGAUAAUAGAUCGGAGCCGCAAUCUAAAACCUAUAUAGACGGUAAUGUGGUGGAUCUGCAGUUCUAUACGCAGGAGUAUCUCAGUCUGUUAAUCCUUAACAAACAUAGUCAGGCGUCAUUUCUUGUGCAAUUACCACUCAACCAUCCUCGAAUUUUCAAUAACCAAGAUAAAAAUCCUGUUACCCUAUCUGAUCUCAUAAGCAAUAAUUGGCCGCGUCCGCUUCAAGGUAUUUCUGUUAGACGACUAGCUAUUAGCGGUGCUCGAAAGGUAGCUGCCGUUUUAAGUGAGAACAAUAGAAAAAUAAGAUUAUUAGAGACUGAGGUAGAACCGGAGGAAGAGGAAGAUGAAGAAGACGAAGAAGAUGCAGCUAACGACAGUAUGGUAAAUACUGCACGUGAAGCAGCAGUACUUCUCAAUGAACUGACGCAGAAGCAGUAGUGGUAUGUCUCCUACGUUCGAAUAAGAUCAAUUUAUUUUCUUAUACUUGUUAAAAUAAUAAUCUGAUAAAGUACAACAUUUGCGUAAACAAUUUAAUUAUUUAUGUGUAUAAUAUACAACAAUAUACAGUAACUUUAAUCUAGAA